AUGACUUCAAGUCGAACACUCAGGAAAUCCAAUCAUCACAACAGCAAGGAUCACGUCGACGAACAACAAAAACAAGAUCUUCAUACUUCUGAUGAAGGCGGAAUUGUGAAUACUUUGAACAACAGCAGUCACUCUACAACGGUCCUAUCAUUUGAUUUCUCUCAUGUGAACAACAAACACACCAUCUCGGUGUUGUUGAUUCUAUUGAUCUUUGUUUUGGGUUGGAAAUGGCUGGACGGAGGUUUUUCAAGCCAUUCGUAUUUAAAUUGGAAACCACUAUCAAGAAGUUUGAAAUUAAUGAACCAACUGAAAGGCCAUGACCAACUUUUCAACACUUCAUUGAUGGCCUUCAAACCAUUAAUUUCUAAAAUUACUCCGUCUUUCCACAAUCAUGUGUUGCAAAAUCAAAAAUUUGUGGAAACCUUGAAGGUUGGGAAUGAAACAACCGUCCUCCAAGACUUAAUCGACAUGUCGAUUUAUGGAGGACCUGAAGUUCAAUGUAAUCAUAUGGACACUGCAUUGAUCGUCUUGUUCAUUUUGAAUCGAGCAGAAGGAGAUUUCAUGUCACUCAAAUCCAAAUGUUUGCAAUUCGUUAAAGAUUCUAUUCGAUUCGAAAAUAUUUUGGACAUAUUAGAUCGUAUCAACGCUUUCAUUCAACGAGAUGAAGAAAGUCAUUCAAAGAGUUCAAUUUCUCUCAAGAAGCUCACAAUUCUCGACCAACUUAAAGAGUAUUGCUUGGAUUUUCUUGGAACCAAUUCUGAUCAACUAGGGUAUGAAAAGUUUGUCGAAAACGAUCCAAGAAUGAUUCAAUAUUUCAAACCUGCUUUCAAAAGAAAGAAAAUUCGAGCCUUGAAUUUGACAGAAAUAGUACACCCUGUCGAGUCACACCCUAUGAGUGUGUUAUUCAAAACUGGUUUUGAAGGUGACUUGGAAUUUCAUCUGUCCAAUCGAAAAAUUGUGAAAGCUCACAAAACUGUGCUGUUAAACUCCAAUUAUACCGAGUUACAUGGAUUGAUAUUGAACAACAACUCCACAAUUGUCAAAGAGAAUGAAGAAAUGGAAUACUUACUUCAGUAUUGUUAUGGAUUUUUGGAUAGAGUACCUCCUCGAUUGUUAAUUCCAGUCAUAAAGAAGGCUCAUCAGUAUGGAAUGAAAGAACUGAUUCACCUACUGCAACCAUUGCUGCAAAUUACAGUGAGAAAUUUCUUCGAAUGGUCACACGAAUUGAAAGAUGUCAUGGACGAUUUGUCUCUGAGAAAACAAUUUGCUGAAUUUGGGGCUCAAUAUGGGCAAAGCUUAUUUACAGUCGCUAAGAAUUUUAACUAUUUAAAAACACUUCAUUCUGAAUUGAAGAACGACAUUAUCAUCGCUUAUUCCAACCAAGAAAAACAUUAA
Naegleria lovaniensis is the source of this 1395-nucleotide messenger RNA. RefSeq lists its product as uncharacterized. NCBI's taxonomy places the organism in Eukaryota, Heterolobosea, Eutetramitea, Acrasida, Naegleriidae. The transcript has a single exon. The record is from RefSeq and is a predicted model, not a curated record. Bases 1 to 1395 code for a protein of 464 amino acids.